GACGCGACUGUCUAUUUUUCACGCGCAUGCGUAUACCCGUUGUUGAUCACAGGCUAGUUUCGUUAGCCAAGCAGCUUCGUUGGUUUUGCCUGAACGUACUGCCUGUUUCGCAGUCAGUAGGUUAGUUUUCUGUGUGCACAGUCCUAUAGUGACCUCGUUUUUACACCAUGCUACAGUUCCUGGCUGGCUUCACUCUGGGGAACGUUGUGGGGAUGUACCUCGCUCAAAACUAUGAUGUCCCCAACAUUGCCAAAAAAAUCGAAGCUUUUAAGAAGGACGUGGAAGCCAAGAAGCAGCCCCCAGAGUGACAAAGCAGGACCAUGUUGCAAGCAAGAACAGUUUGAUUCUACAGAGAAGCUAUUUAUUUCACAGGGUUAUGGUAUAAUGAGUGUACAUUCGAUAAAAGGACUGAUAAUGUAAAAUAUGUAUGAGAAUAUUAACAGUGCCUGGAACAGUAUUUUUCAUCAUUUAGUUAUAUAGGCAUGUUCUCAUUGUAACCUAUUUUUGUAAGAUACAUUGUGCAAAGUGUGGAUUUAAAGAACAUUAUAACUAACUGGGAUCACUUUAUGUCCAGUGUCAUGGCACUGUUGGCUGGCCUUUUCUAUGAUGUUUUAACUUACACGACACUCAGUAUCUCCACAUUAAGUGGAGAAAAAAAAUAUUCUCUAAAAUUAGCAAAUGCAUGCUCCCUUUAACCGAGCAUGCAUUUGCUCUUCUGUGUUGUAUUCCACUAAGUUUAAAGAGAUUCUUUCACUAUGUGCUGAACUGUCAAAAACAGCUGCCAAGCUUUUAUAUUAGUGCAAACACAAUUCUGAAUCAUUUAGCUUACAAUAAAGUUGCUGAUAAAGAA
Messenger RNA from Xiphias gladius (swordfish), 850 nucleotides. RefSeq names its product short transmembrane mitochondrial protein 1 (gene stmp1). The transcript has 3 exons. The coding region runs from base 168 to 308 and encodes 46 amino acids. NCBI's taxonomy places the organism in Eukaryota, Metazoa, Chordata, Actinopteri, Istiophoriformes, Xiphiidae. The record is from RefSeq and is a predicted model, not a curated record.